GUAUGUAAUUAAUGUAAAGUGAGAUUAGAUAGCAAAGCUGAGGGUCCAUUUCCAGCAGUUGUCAGUUGCUCCAGUGCCUGUGCUGAGUCAGUGUAACUUGAUCCAUCCUGGGCUGUGCUCCAAAAGUUUAAGGAAAUGAUCUUAAAAAAAAAUUUUUUUUGAGGGGAUUGUUAACUGUGAUUUAACAGGAGGACAUGGGGCAUACAUAAUUAGUAUCAUUCUCAAAGUGCGAACAAUUACAAUGAUCAUAAAAUCCAACUCAGACACCUCAAUACAGUUUAGAGAAGAGGCAAAGAAAUACAGGAAGGUAAAGGAAAUGCUCAUGUAAAUUUACCUCUUCCACAGAUGAAUCAUCAGGAAAAACCACCAGAAGAAAAUCUAACUGAAAUGAUGGAAUUUUCUCUCUUAGGCUUUGCUGACAUGCCCCAUCUCCAGUGGUUCCUUUUUGGAUUGUUUUUAGUCAUCUAUAUCAUUAUCCUGAUAAGCAAUGGCACCAUAUUUCUAAUAACAAAAAUGGAUCCUGCUCUCCAGAGCCCUGUGUAUUUUUUCCUGGCAAAUUUUUCCUUCUUGGAAAUCUGCUAUGUAACAGCUACUCUCCCCAGAAUGCUGAUGAAUCUAGGGACCCAGAGAAGAAGAAUUUCCAUGGCUGCCUGUGCUACACAGAUGUGCUUUGUUCUUCUGUUCGGAGGUACAGAGUCUUUGCUCCUGGCAGUGAUGGCCUAUGAUCGCUAUGUGGCCAUUUGUAACCCUCUACACUACCCUGUAGUCAUGAACCACAGGGUCUGUAUCCAGUUGGUGACUGGGUCCUGGAUCACUGGAAUCCCAGUUAUGAUAGGGCAUACGUAUCAGAUUUUCUCUCUGCCUUUUUGUAGAUCUAAACAAAUUAACCAUUUCUUCUGUGACAUUCCCCCAAUACUCAAGCUAGCUUGUGGGGACACCUUUGUAAAUGAGAUGUUGGUCUACAUAGUUACUGUGUUAUUUGUCAUGUUUCCAUUUCUGUUGAUUCUUUGCUCCUACAGUAAAAUCAUCUCCAUCAUCCUGAAGUUGCCAUCAGCCACAAGUCAAGCUAAAGCCUUCUCCACCUGUUCUUCUCAUCUUAUGGUUGUGGUGUUAUUCUUUGGAUCAUGCAUUAUUACAUACUUAAGACCCAACACCAGACAUUCAGAGGGAACUGACAAAGUGCUUUCUCUUUUCUACACUAUCCUAACACCUUUGUUUAAUCCCGUGAUAUAUAGUCUAAGGAACAAGGAUGUCAUAAGAGUACUGAAAAAAUUGCUAUGUAAAUAAUUCACUUCAUUAACGAAUGAGUUAAAUGUAUAAGAAUUGCUUUCUUACAUAUUUUUUGUCCCAUUUCAAUAGAUAUAUACCUUUAUCUAUACCUUGUCUUUCAUACUGAUGCAAUUAUUUUCAAACUAAAAAUUACUUGUAAUAUUGUUAGACCUUUCUGCUCAAGUUAUGUAAGUAAUAUAUGUGUCAUCUGGUAGAAAAUCAUUCCAUUAGUAAUCCUAAACCUUCAUUGUAUGAUGUUUUUCCUCAAUAAAAACUUUUGCAGGGAUUGAUUUAAUCCAGUCGCUUGUAAUAUAUAACUUAUUAUAUCACUUAUUG
Molecule: messenger RNA, 1605 nt
Organism: Loxodonta africana (African savanna elephant)
Lineage: Eukaryota; Metazoa; Chordata; Mammalia; Proboscidea; Elephantidae
Product: olfactory receptor 10AG1-like
Exons: 1
Coding region: 346-1287 (313 amino acids)
Biological process (GO): G protein-coupled receptor signaling pathway; detection of chemical stimulus involved in sensory perception of smell
Cellular component (GO): plasma membrane
Molecular function (GO): olfactory receptor activity; G protein-coupled receptor activity
Source: RefSeq, a predicted model, not a curated record